UCUCAACUCUCAAGGGGCCAUCUUUGUAGGCCUGGUAGCUAGUGUAAUGAGAGGUCAGAUAUCUUGAGAAUGAAGGCACAGACCAUUUUGAAGACAAGAAUGGUUAAUAUCAUUGGACCAACAAACCUAUUAGUAUUUCAAAAGAGAAAAUCACUGACUUUGGAACACAUAAACCUCCCAGGAUCACAACCCGAACUUUCUAAACAAAAUCUUGAUGUUUUCUCUUUAAAAAACCUUCCAACGCCACUAUCAGAUUGGUCAUAUCACAUAAGGAACUAUGUAUCCCAAAAGAAGUAUGAAGAAGCCAUUUUGCUCUAUGCCCGAAACCGCUUUACAAGAAACUUAGUAUUAGGUGCCGUACCCCUUGUGCUAAAGGCUUGUGCCUCACUCUCUAAUACUGUUCUUGGCAAUGCAUUACAUGGUGAUUGUAUAAAGUCUGGAGUGGAAUUGGAUGUAAUCGUGGGUACUGCAUUGGUUGACAUGUAUUGCAAAUGUGGCAACAUUGUGAGUUCGCGCCAGAUGUUUGAUGAUAUGCCUAAGAGAAACGCUAUCACAUGGAAUGCAAUGAUAGGUGGGUAUAUGAAGAACGGGGAUACAACAUCUGCAUCCAUUCUGUUUGAGACUAUGCCCGAGAGAACUUCCGUAACAUGGAACGAAAUGAUCCAUGGCUAUGGGAGAAACAGGGACAUAGCGAUGGCAAAGAUGUUUUUUGAUAAGGUACCAAAUGAGUUGAGAAAUGUGGUGACAUGGACUGUGAUGGUUGAUGGUUACGCUAGCAGUGGGGAGAUGGAUGCUGCAAGGGAAGUGUUUGAGGUGAUGCCGAGAAGGAACUUUUAUGUCUGGUCAUUGAUGAUAUCAGGGUAUUUCAAGGCGGGUGAAGUUAAGAGUGCUAAAGAUAUUUUUGAGAGGAUGACAUCAAAGAAUUUGGUGAUUUGGAAUUCACUGAUUUCUGGAUAUACACAAAAUGGGUUGUACAAGGAAGCUUUAGGAACAUUUAAAAGGAUGCAAGAUGAAGGGUUCGAGCCAGAUGAGGUUACAGUAGUCAGUGCUUUAUCAGCUUCUGCUCAGCUGGCUUUACUGGAUGUUGGCAAAGAAAUACACGAGAUGAUAAUUCAAAAAGGUGUUAAUGUGAACUGUUUUGUGCUGAAUGGGUUGAUUGACAUGUAUGCCAAGUGUGGUGAUUUAAGGAAUGCCAGAUUGAUCUUUGAAGGAAUGCUACAUAAAAAUGACACUGCUUGGAAUUCUAUGAUAUGUGCCUUGGCCGUUCAUGGAGAACAUAAGGAGGCUAUCGAUUUUUUCUCAAGAAUGGUGAACUCUUCUGGUGUGAUUCCUAACGAGAUUACAUUCCUCUCAGUGCUGUCUGCGUGUGCACACGGUGGGUGUGUACAUGAGGGUAUGGCAAUUUUCAAUAUGAUGGAGAAGAAUUAUGGGUUAAUGGCAAACAUUAGGCACUAUGGUUGUUUGGUUGAUCUUUUAGGAAGAGCCGGGAAAUUAGAUGAAGCUCUUGAUUUGAUCAAACAGAUGCCUAUAAAUCCGAAUGACACAGUUUUUGGAUCUCUGCUUGGAGCAUGCCGAAUUCACUGCAACAUGGAUAUAGCAGAACGUGUGCUUGAGGAGGUUGAGAAGCUGAACUCUAGCAGUCGCUCUUGUGAUGGUGGUCAUUAUGUGUUGCUGUCCAACAUUUAUGCUGCCUCUGAUCGGUGGGAGAAAGCUGAGCAUACAAGGUUGUCUCUAUCCAAUAAAGGGUCCGAAAAGAUUCCUGGGUGCAGUUCCGUCAUGCUUAAAAUCCCUAACUAGAGUAUAUAAUUUGAGUUUUAUCACUUUUCUGGCUUCUAAAAUUCUUCUCUCAGGUGAUGGUAGACUGGGACGUAGCCAUGACUAUAUGUGCAUGCGUCGGAACUUAUUUUAGUACAGUGUUACCUUUCUACAUUUGGACCAGCUAACAAUUUGGUUCCAACUUAACUUUCAACAAUGGGACACAAAGUUCAACUCAAAUGCUUUCCACACAUACUACACCGUAGAACAUCUCAUGACUUAUCCUUUCCUCUAGUCUCCUUCAUAUUCGUCAAGCUAUUCACCGAUCUUCAAUAACCUUUCAUAUCCUCCUAUGAGAAGAGCACUCAUCCUCCUAUAUCCAGCAGGAUGGAAAAUCAAGAAGAUGGACCAGAGCAUUAGUGUAGUGAAAAUAUCUUGCACAUCUUCUCAAGAAGUCCACUUAACACGGCAUCAAGAAGUCCAUGGACCAGGGUUGCAGAGCUUGAAGAACCAGCAUCUUUGGGCAACAAAUUGCUAGAGGGCUUUCAGCUAGGACUUGAAUAUGUUCUAAGAUCUCUGACUGAAGAAAUUGACAUGGUAGAAUGCAUAUCAUCAUUACCCCAGUGCCGCAAAGGCUCCCCCAUCUACGAUGGGGUAAGGGGGGCUCGGAUGUACGCAGUUUUACCCCUGUACUAAAGCACCGAGAGACUGUUUCCGGAUGACCCAUAGUGAAAUUCGCGUAGAGAAUUGCAUACACUGACUACUCCUCCAUAAUAAAGAAGCGCAGACAGUUUAGUGAGCCUUUUUGCUUUAUUCCUUCAUAUUCUCAAGCCAAAAAAUAGUGAGUCUUUGGCUCCAUUGAAAAUGAUGGAAAUACAUGGUAGAAUGCAUAUUUGAAUAAAAUAAUGAAACCAAGAGGAUGCGAUCCGGAUAUCGAAGUUUGAUUCAAGGAUACCAAUGACAGUAUUCAGAGUUAAAACAAGUGAGUGCAUGUGUGCCACCGUGGACUUCAGAAUCAUAAGUCAAAAGGGGUAUCAACUUUACAUAAAGGGGUAUCAACUUUACAUACAGAAACCUGAGGUCAAGCCCACUAAGGCCGAGCUUGAAUCCGGUUCUCAGAUCAUCGAGAUAAAUUCGAAAUUGCGGUCGAGGCUGAGCUCGCUACUCAAGCCGAGGUUAGGGUCAAUUCCGGUAUGGGAACUUAAUCCGAGCAUUCGAAUAUGAGUUAGGCAUCUCUAUACCCAGGCCAGCUCAGAGACAUACUCCCUCCGUCCCAAUUUGUAAGAUACUUUACGGUUUACGAUGUUUGACCGAUGAUAAAGCGAAUUGAUCCCUGUCAACACUCAAAUUAGUUUUAGAUAAUAAAAUUUACAUAUUCGGAAACUACAUUAAAACCGCUACAAAACCUGCAAAAAAUAAUUCAAAUUUCAUAAACUUUUGAUAUAUAAACUAAAAGAUUAAGAGUGGUUUAUGUUGACCAAGUGAAUAGUAAAUGUAUCUUACAAUUUGGGACUGAGGGAGUAUAAAUUUGUGGACUUGGUCAUUUUAGCACUAACAUUCUUAGUGAAGUAAAGGUAUAAAGGCAACAUCAGCGGGGAAUAACCAACUCUAGGGUUGAUGUCAUUCGUAUUUGUACCGCAAUCAGCUGUCGACAUACACGUGUGGCGUAUCAAGCUAUUCUAUUAGCAAAGGAUAAUUACGCAACAAUCAGUGUCAAUCAAUAAAUCAGAUAUUCUCUAUAUGUGGCAUUCUCUUAUUAGAUCAAUUAGUUUUACUUGUUCCCCAAGUUUUUCAUAUUUCAAUAUAAAUUAAAUAUCACCUUUCAAUUUGUAAAAAAGGAUCAACCCAAUAUUCA
Molecule: messenger RNA, 3610 nt
Organism: Cuscuta epithymum
Lineage: Eukaryota; Viridiplantae; Streptophyta; Magnoliopsida; Solanales; Convolvulaceae
Source: the annotation of a GenBank genome assembly